UAUUAUUUUAUAUAUUACUUUAUACUGCAUUGAUCGUGUUUUGAAGGGUUAUACGACAAACAAAGCAUGUGUCUCAACUAACAGAUUUCUAUCCCGAAUGCUUACGAACUGGAACCAGUGAAAUUGAUUAAAACUUCAAUGACAAGGCUGAAGGAAUGCAAACAUUUUAUAUAUCCUUUUAUCUCUGCUUUGAAGUGCUGUAGACGUAUGACCGGUGUUUAAAAAUGACAAAUAUGUCUGAAGAAGAAGAGAACUACGUCAGAAUGGGUUUGUUGCUGACAGGAAUCUCACCAAGCGCUGUUCGUACAUUAUUUGAUAAACAAUUCCAUCCUCCUGAUUUGAAUUCCAUUUUAGAGAGAGAAUACAAUAAACUGUUAGAACUUAAAUCAAAGAAGAAAAUUAAAGAGUCUCAUUGGAGUCUUCUUUUUCCUGCAUGUGACAAGAAUAGAAUACGAGAAUCAAGAAACUUUGACACCACGUUGAUGAUAACUUUAUUUAGAUAUCUUACUUCUAUUGAAAUAUCGACUGAUGGAAAAUUACCUUCAGCAACCGACACAACCCUUGGUGCUGAUAUAGCCAGGAUUGAAUAUUACAGGAACUAUUUAUCCUAUUUAGAAGAUGUUAAAAUGAACAACGCUGUCUUUAAUGAUGCUUGGGAUGAUACAUGUAAUGCUAUUUAUAGAUUAGGGGGUACGUUGCUUCACAGAGAAUGUGACUUUUUAAAAAGUAAAAUCCUGGAUCAAACUAAUCAGCAAAUUAUAGUGGAGAUGAAGCAGUCCAUUAAUGAGAUACAAGAAAUAAGACACAAAGCAGACAAGUUACAACUAGCAUAUGACUCCUUGCAAACCCAGACAGAUUCCCUACAUGAUGAACAUGAAUCUUUGAAAGAAAUCCACGGAAACUUAAGGAAAGAUUAUAAAACUGUGAGUCAGGACGUCUUGCGUUUAAACAAGGCUUUUGAAGAUGCAGUGCCUUGGAAUAGAAGAGUACAUAUGAAAAAUAGAAUAAAAGCGUGGAAGAAAGGUGAUGAGAUGCAUAUUGAAACUCGGGCUGAUAGACAUAUUUUUGAACUUAUUGCCAAAAAAAGCUGUGUUACAGUUAUUGCAAGUUCUGGUGUUGGAAAAACAUCUGCCAUCAGACAUAUAGCGUUACUUAUGGCAGAAAAAGAUUAUGAUAUUCUUCCUGUCUCAGAUCCGUAUGAUAUAAUAAACUUCUACAACAAAAAUAGAAAGUCAUUAUUUGUAAUUGACGAUAUUUGUGGAACAUUUUCCUUAGACAUUGAACAGUUGGAAAGAUGGGGUCUGAUAUUAACAGACAUUAAAAGCCUUUUAGAGGAAGGAAACUGUAAGAUAAUCGCAGCAUGUAGACUCCAGAUUUUUAAUGACGCUAAAUUCGAAGAAAUGUCUAUUUUUAAGUUAAACGGUUGUAACUUGAUGUCCGAUGAAACCAUGUUGACAAGAAAGGAAAAACAAGAUAUAGCAGAACUUUAUUUGAAAGCAGAUGCCUCAAAAAUAUGCGAUUUGCAUGACGAAUUUGUUUUUUUCCCUCUUCUUUGUCGCUUAUAUCACGAUAAUGCAUCAACAAACAUUGUAGAUUUUUUCAAGAAUCCUUUUCAGGUAUACGAAUCGGAACUAGACAGAAUGUUCUUAAAUGGUAAUUACACAAAAUAUUGUGCUCUGGCACUCUGUGUUAUGUUUAAUAAUCGAUUACCUCAAUUUUAUUUCAACAGUGAUGUGGAUAAAAAGAUAAAACAUAUUUUUAAGAAUACAUUCGAGGAAUGUAAACUUAGCAGGGGCACACCAAUAUUGUUUGUCAAAGACGAGUUAGAUUCACUUAUAAAUACAUUUGUUAAAAAAGACGAAACUUUUUAUCGUAUUUUGCAUGAUAAAUUAUUUGAUUUCCUUGCAUGCUAUUUUGGGAAAAGAAUGAUAAAAUGUUUGAUAACAAAUGCAGACGCGUAUUUUAUUGCAAAACGAUUUGUAUUUGGAGUUCAAGACUAUAAAGACGAAUUUAUUAUUGAAAUUCCGCCUAACUUGUACAUGAGGUAUCAAGAAAGACUAAUUGAUGACUGGACAAAUGGUAGGGUUACAUGUGUAUUUUGUAACAAAAACAUGAAAUCACCGGAUUUUCGAAAUAUGUUUUUAUCAUAUCUACGUGAUUUAGAUCUAACUUUACAGAAAAAAUUAGCACAUACAUAUAAUACAGGCUAUUUUGCUACUGUUUUGAUGAACUGUUGCAACACCGGAGACAUUAACUUUGUGAAUUGGUGCAUUAGUCAAAACACAGAUGUUAAUGAGUGUAGUAAAGAUGGCAUAUCUCCUCUAUCUAUUUCUUGUUCUAAUGGUAGUACUGAAAUAUUAAGAUUAUUGUUAGCUCUUAAUGCGGAUAUUGAUACUUCUGAGCAACAAUAUGGCACAUCAGGUUUAUUUAUUGCAUGUUUGAAUGGUCAUACAGAAAUUGUAAAAAUACUUUCAGAUAAUAACGUAGACGUAAAUAAAUGUAACAAAACUGGAACAACCCCACUUUUCAUGGCUUGUCAAAUGGGGUUUACUGAAAUUGUCCAAAUUUUAAUCGAACAAAAUAUAGAUAUAGAUAAAUGUAGAGAAGAUGGCACGUCAGCCUUGUUUAUCGCCUGUGAAAGAGGAUAUGUUGAAAUUGUUAAGCUGUUGCUUGACAAAAAUGCUGAUAUAAACAAUUAUCGAAGUAUUGACAGUCAAACUGUGCUAUACAAAUCUGUUAUUAAAGGGCAUGUCGAAAUUGUGGAAUUAUUAGUGAAUAAAAAAGCAGAUAUUAAUACAUGCUUGAACGAUAACACUUCCCUUGUUCUUGCUGCGUGUCAGCAUGGGUGUGAAAAAAUCAUCAAGAUUUUGAUUGACCAUCAAGUAGAUAUAAACAAAUGCAAUGAUGCGCAUAUAUCUCCUCUAUAUUUAUCAUGUCAGAACGGGUUUGAAAACAUCGUAAAGAUUUUGAUAGAUCAUCAAGCAGAUAUAAACAAAUGCAUUAAUCGGAAUAUAUCACCUCUAUAUGUAUCAUGUGAGAACGGAUACGAAAGCAUAGUCAAUAAACUUCUUGCUAGCAAAUCGGAUGUUAACAUAUGCACACAGAUUGGUGAAUCACCUUUGCUAGUUGCUAGCAGAAUGGGCCACUCCAGGAUUGUAGAUAUACUGCUGAAUAACAAGGCGAAUGUAAACAAAUGUAUGAAUACUGGUUCUUCGCCACUUUUUAUGGCUUGUCAGGAAGGAAAGUUUGAAGUAGUGAAACUUCUAUUGGACAACGAAGCCAACAUUCACAAGCAAAACAAUAUCGGAUCUUCUCCUUUUGUUGUAGCUUGUGCACAAGGACACACAGAUAUAGUUUAUUGUUUGCUUAAAAACAAUGCAGAUAUAGACCAGUGUAUGCAUGAUGGCACAUCUCCUCUUUUUAUGGCUUCACAGGAAGGACAUUUUGAUAUUGUAAAACUUUUACUUGAAAAACGAGUAAAUCUCCAUAAAUGUAGAGAUGAUGGACAGUCUCCUCUUUUUAUAGCAUGCCAGCAUGGGAACGCGGAAAUAGUGAAUAUCUUAUUAGAUAAAAGGGCAGACGUUAACAAAUGUCAGAGCAAUGGUGAUUCACCACUUUAUACAGCUUGUAAAUUUUGCCAAGAAGACAUUGUGGUUUCAUUACUUCAGCAUAAUGCUGAUAUAAAUCUACCUAACAAGAUAGGCGGUUCACCUCUUUUUAUAGCCUGCCAAAAAGGGUACAUAGGUGUCGUUACCAUAUUGCUUCUGUACAAUGCAGACACUGAAGUGUACACGAAUGUGGGGGCAUCGCCACUUUUAAUUGCUAGCUCGAAAGGGCAUACGAAUAUAGUUAAAAUGUUACUUGAAGUCAAGGCAGAUACAAAUAAAUGCGCAGGCGAAGGAAUUUCACCUCUAUUUAUAGCAUGUAAAGAGGGUCAUGAAGACACAGUGAAACUCUUAGCAGAAAGUAAUGCAGACAUAAACAUGGCUUCUCAAUACGGUAUGACGCCUUUAUAUCUAUCCUGUCAAAAUGGGGAUUUAAAUAUAGUUAAAUUAUUAUUGAAUAAACAUGCUAACGUUAACAUCGCCACGUUUAACGGCUCAACACCACUAUUUGCAUCAAGCAGAGAAGGUCACUUAGAAGUUGUGGAAGAAUUGUUAAAAAAAGGAGCGGAGAUGAACAGUAACAUUUAUGGAAUUUCGCCUUUAGAGAUCGCUCUUUAUAAAGGACAUUCGGAUGUAUUGCACUUGCUUGAAAAACACGUGAUAAUUAUUCAUAACCAGGACAUCAAUAAAAUUACCAAUACUGGUUAUUUUCCUCUUUAUUUAGCAUGUGGAAACGACGAUAUAGAAAGUGUGCAAAUGUUACUCAACAAAAAGGCAGAUGUUAACCUGUGCACCUGUGAUGGCACAACGGCUUUACAUGCAGCAUGUUAUAAUGGUAACAUUGAAAUAGUUGAGGAAUUAUUGAGGAAAGGGGCUGAUUUGAAAGACAAUAAUGAUGGUAUCUCCCCAUUAGAUAUUGUGCGAGGUAAAGGUUAUAACGAUAUUCUGCAUUUAAUCAGUAGGUACAUUACUAUCCUUUAUGAAAGAAUGGUGUAACACAUAGCUGAUAUCAUAUGUACUUUAACUGUUUAUUUGAUUUCGAUACCAAAGUUUUAUAGUUUGUGCACAAGCUAAGAAACUGAUAUAAUUGAUAGCAUAAAUUAAAGAAAUGAUGACAUUAUAUGUAGGCCUGAUCAUGUUUUAUCAUGUUAUAGGAAAGCCUUCUGUCAAAGAAUUUAAUAUUAAAAGUAAAACAAGU
This is a messenger RNA of Mytilus californianus (California mussel), 4803 nucleotides long. RefSeq names its product ankyrin-3-like. The transcript is spliced from 6 exons. Lineage: Eukaryota; Metazoa; Mollusca; Bivalvia; Mytilida; Mytilidae. Gene Ontology annotation, molecular function: protein binding. The record is from RefSeq and is a predicted model, not a curated record. The coding region runs from base 225 to 4601 and encodes 1458 amino acids.